Molecule: messenger RNA, 15641 nt
Organism: Loxodonta africana (African savanna elephant)
Lineage: Eukaryota; Metazoa; Chordata; Mammalia; Proboscidea; Elephantidae
Product: olfactory receptor 52B4-like
Exons: 3
Coding region: 14282-15316 (344 amino acids)
Biological process (GO): G protein-coupled receptor signaling pathway
Cellular component (GO): plasma membrane
Molecular function (GO): G protein-coupled receptor activity; olfactory receptor activity
Source: RefSeq, a predicted model, not a curated record
AGUCUGAAUGAGCUGCUCCUGGAAUUGGAGGAGAAAAUAGGCAAGAUUUUCUUCACUCGUGCUGCUUCUACCGAAGAUCUUGGCUGGCUUUGGCUUCUUCUUAAGUAAGAACUUGGUGGCUGGAUCCAGAUACAUGCAGGGGCAGAUUAUCCAUUAAAUUAGUCUCCAGUGCCCUGGUGGGCGCUGCUCCUUGAAACCCUCCUCAGUCUGCCUCCCCACUGAUUGGGCCAAUGUCACCUGCUGCACUUCAACUUUCGCUUUCCCUUUGGGUCUCUUCAGAAGAAGAGGAAGCCUGCCUGGCACUAUGAGGUACCGGUCAGUCCUGAAAACCAUCAGCAUCUGUGGCAACCUCCAGGGAGAAUAGAGUGGCAGGAAGCCUUGUGCCUCAAGCCUUGUUUCUCCUUUGCCUGAGGGGAGAGGAGAAGGUGAGAACCAGAAUCCUUUCAGUGGCACAGGCCCUCGUGGGUGGGGCUAACCUACUCCACCUGGUUACAGGCAAAGCCACAGCCAUGCAGUUAAGUUGUGGCUCACCUGUCAGGGUGAAAGAUAUUUGAAGGUAUACAGCAAUUCAAAGAGUAUAUCUCCCAUGUUCCCUACUGAGAAAAACGCUUGAGAAAAGACUUUACAAACAAUAAGUGAACCAGGACAGAAAUUUGAGAAGAAUGUCAAGAGGAGAAAGGAAACAGAGGCAAACACUGUACCAAAAAGAUGUUUACAUGUGUUUUGUUGACUACGAAAAGGCAUUAGACUGUGUGAAUCAUAACAAAUACCAUAAUUCAAAGGCACCAAUUCUUCUUUGGUCUUCCUUAUUAAUUGCUCAACUUUCCCAUGCAUAUGAGGCAGUUGAAAACACCAAGGCUUGGGUCAGGCGAACCUUAGCCUUCAAAGUGAUAUCUUUGCUUUUGAGCACUUUAAAGAGGUCUUUUAUAGCAGGUUUGCACAAUGCAAUGCAUCGUUUGAUUUCUCGACUGCUGUUCUGUGGGUGUUGAUUGUGGAUCCCAGUAAAAUGAAAUCCUUGACAACUUCAAUCCUUUCUUCGUUUAUUGUGAUGUUGCUUAUUGGCCCAUUUGUGAAGAUGGUUGUUUUCUUCAUGUUGAGUUGUAAUCCAUCCUGAAGUCUGUAGUUUUUGAUAUUCACCAUUAAAUGCUUCAAGUCCUUUUCACUUUCAUCAAGCAAGGUUGUGUCAUCUGUGUAUCGUAGGUUGUUUAUAAGUCUUCCUUCAAUCCUGAUGCCCUGUUCUUCUUCAUAUAGUCUAGCUUCUAGGAUUAUUUGCUCAGCAUACAGAUUGAAUAAGUAUGGUGAAAGGAUACAACCCUGACACACAUCUCUCCAGACUUUAAAGGAUGAAGUAUCUCCUUGUUCUGUUCCGAUGAGUGUCUCUUGGUCUAUGUCCAGGUUCCUUGUGAGCAUAAUUAAGUGUUCUGGAGCUUCCAUUCUUUGCAAUAUUAUCCACAAUUUGCUAUGAUCCACAUAGCUGAAUGCCUUUGCAUAGCCAAUAAAAUACAGGUAAACAUCUUUCUGGUAUUCUCUGUUUUCAGCCAAGAUUCAUCUGACAUCAGCAAUCAUAUCACUUGUUCCAUGUCCUCUUUUGAAUUUGACUUGAAUUUCUGGCAGUUCCUUGUUCAUCUACUACUACAACUGAUUUUUAAUAAUCUUAAGGUUAUAGUAGUACAUUGACAAGAAACUGCCAGAAACUCAUGACAAAUUAUGGAUAACAUUGUGAAGAAUGGAAGCUCCACAACACUUAAUUGUGCUCAUGAGAAACUUGUACAUAGACAAAGAGACGGUCGUUUGAACAGAACUAAGGGAUACUGUGUAGUUUGAGACUUAGAAAUAGAGUGUCAGGGUUGUAUCCUAUCACUAUAAUUAUUCAAUCCAUAUGCUAAACAAAUAAUCUGGCAAACUGGACUAUAUGAAGAAGAAUGUGGCAUCAAGCCUGGAGGAAGGCUUAUUAACGACUUUCGAUAUGCAGAUGACACAGUAUUGCUUCCUGAACGUGAAGAGGACUUGAAACACUGACGAAGAUCAAAGACUACAGCCUUCGGUUUGGAUUACACCUCAACAUAAAGAAAAGAAAAAUCCUCACAAAUGGACCAAUAAGCAACAUCAUGAUAAACAGAGAAAAGAUUGAAGUUAUCAAGGAUUUCAUUUUACUUGGGUCCAUAAUCAACACCCAUGGAAGUGGCACUCAAGAAAUCAAAAGACACAUUGCAUUGGGCAAAUCUGCUGUAAAGAACCUCUUUAAAGUGUUCAAAAAGAAGGAUGUCAACUUGAAGACUAAGGUGUGCCUGACCCAAGCCAUGGUGUUUUUGAUUGCCUCAUAUGCAUGUGAAAGCUGAACAAUUAAUAAGGAAGACUGAAGAAGUAUUGAUGCCUUUGAAUUAUGGUGUUGGCCAAGAAUGUUGAAUAUACCAAGGACUUCCAGAAGGACAAACAAAUCUGUCUUGGAAGAAGUACAACCAGAAUGGUCCUUAAAAUCAUAGAUGGUGAGACUUUGUCUGACAUACUUUGGACAUGAUAUUAGGAGGGACCAGUCCCUGGAAAAUGACAUCAUGCUUGUUAAAAUACGCUGUCAGCAAAAAAGAGGAAGACCCUCAAGGAGAUGAACUGGCACAGUGGCUGCAACAAUGGGCUCAAGCAAAGCAAUGAUUGUGAGGAUGGCACAGGACCGGGCAGUGCUUCAUUUUGUUGUGCAUAGUGCCUUUAUGAGUUACAAUUGACUCUACAGCCCUUAACAACAACUAACAUCGAACUAAAAAUAAGAAAAUAUCCCAGCAAAACCUGGGAGUUAGGAAUAUUGUUGUUGGUUGUUGUGGAGUUGAUUCUGAAUCAUGGCAACCCCGUAUGUUAGAGAAGAACUGCUCCAUAGGGUUUUCUUGGUUGUACUCUUAACGGAAGCAGAUUGCCAAAUCUAUCUACCACUAUACUGCUCGAUGGAUUUGAACCACCAAUUUUUAGGUUACCAGUUGAGUGAAAAACUUUUGUGACACCUAGGAAAAGGACUUAAGAAUACAUAGGUGUAGUGAAAAAGAGAAUUUAAAGUAUUCCCAAAACUUUGCUGGUAAGGUGUUGUGAGAAAGUGAAAAUAUUCCAAAGGUCUCAAUUUAUCACAUGGGAGUGGCAGAGGAACAUUUCUCUUGGUGAGGGACAGUGUGAGUUUUAGGAGAGAAAGUAAUUGGUAUUUUCUUUUCAGAUAAUAAUAAGGAAAUAUGAUCUGAUUAGGAAGGCAGGGAAAGUGCAUGUAACCAUUUAAUAAAACGAAAAAUCAAAGUAGAACUUUCAAAUCAACAGGGGGCAAAAUGGAAUGUGUAACACCUUGGUCAAAAUUGCAAAAAUAAAGAUAAUAAAAAACAGAAACAACAAUACAUAAUAAGUAAGUAAGAUGUGAGGAAUGAAGUAAUUUACAGCAGUCAUUACACCAAAUGUGUAUGGACUAAAUUGACCUUUCCUUAGUUUUCUCCUUGGCUCUGAAGGUAUUUCAAAACAACCUAAUAAGGAGUAGACUCUGGAGAAGCUAACUUAUUGUUACUCAGUGAUACCUAUCACUAAUAAUUCUAAGAUUAGGUAGAACUUUGGACUAAAACUCAGUAAUCUGCAUACGAUAUUGAUGCUUUGUGAAAUAUAAAGCCUCAGGCUGCAGUCUUGACUGAGGAAUGUGAUAAAGUGAGUAAAAAGCUAGCUUACCACACCUCCUGAAUUUAUGCUCUGCUUAGAGAAAAAAAAAAAAAUUUUUUUUUUUUUUUUUUAGUGCAGGGAAAUUUUCUUGGGGCUUAAAAACUCUAUUUCUGACAACCUAAUUCUUGUCUCUGCUUUGUUGUGGCUUUGCCAUGUCUGAACAGGUCUACAGAGAUCUCUACAGUCCCUGCUUCUUGAGUUUUGUGAGGCUCCUAAAAUGGUGCUCAAAGGAGGGCAGGCAGAGUUGUGUUGUUGAGGACAGAGGAUCAUUUCUGGUGGCUGAUAUAAACUCUAUUUUAAGGCAACUCUUUCCAUAUCUGUCCUAGUAAGCAGAUCAAAAAUAAAUACACUUGUCAAAGAUUUGAAUAAAUGAUUACGAGGUCCUAUCUGCUUCUAAUGUACAGUCAAGUUUCAAACACCUCUGCUUUAGACAGCACUUGUUCUCAAAUGUUGGUGUGCAUCAGAAUCCCUGGGAGGGUUUUAAAGGCAAAAUUGCUGGGCUCCACCUACUGAGUUCCUGAUUCACUGGGCCUGGAGUAAGGUCCAAGAAUUUACGUAUUUAACAAGCUCCCUCCCACUGCUUUCAGGUGUUUACUGAUUUAGUUAUAUUUGCAAUGUAAGAUUGACAUUAAUUAGGAGUGGUGUGGAAAAAUACAAUCUUGCUUUAUAGAUAGAUUUUGCUCCUGCACCAUUGUGAAGAUUAUCUACCCUCAUAACGAUUCCAUGUACCACAGAAUGAAACACUGCCUUGUCCUGUGCCAUGCUCACAGUCGUUGUUAUACUUGAGCUUAUUGUUGCAGCCACCGUGUCACUCCAUCUCGUUGAGAGUCUUCUUUUCUGCUGACCCUGUACUUUACCAAGCAUGAGUUCCUUCGCCAGGGACUGAUCUCUCCUGACAACGUGUCCAAAGUAUGUAAGACCCAGUCUCGCCAUCCUUGCUUCUAAGGAGCAUUCUGGUUGUACUUCUUCCAAGACAGAUUUGUUCUUUCUUUCGGUAGGUGAAUGUAUAUUCAAUAUUCUUCAGCAGUACCACAAUUCAAAGGCGUCAUUUCUUCUUCUGUCUUCCUUAUUCAUUGUCCAGCUUUCACAUGCAUAUGAUGCAAUGGAAAAUACCAUGGCUUGGGUCAGGCCCACCUUAAUCUUCAAGAUGGCAUUUUUGCUUUUCAACAUUUUAAAGAGGUCCUUUGCCAAGGAUUUGUCCAAUACAAUUUGUCUUUUGAUUUCUUGACUGCUGCUUCCACGGGUGUUGAUUGUGGAUCCAAGUAAAAUGAAAUCCUUGACAACUUCAAUCUUUUCUCCAUUUACCAUGAUGUUGCUUAUCGGCCCAGUUGUGAAGAUUUUUGUUUUCUUUACGUUGAGGUGUAAUCCAAACUGAAGGCUGUAGUCUUCGAUCUUCAUCAGCAAGUGCUUCAAGUCCACUUCACUUUCUGCAAGCAAGGUUGUGUCAUCUGCAGGACUCAGGUUGUUAACGAAUCUUCCUCCAAUGCUGAUGCCCUGUUACUCUUCAUAUAGUCCAACUUCUAGGAUUAUUUUCUCAACAUACAGAUUGAAUAGGGAUGGUGAAAGGAUACAAUCCUGACACACACCCUUCCUGACUUUAAAGCAUGCAGUAUACCAUUGUUCUGUUUGACCAGCUGCCUCUUCAUCUAUGUCCAGCUUCCUCUUGAGCACAAUUAAGUGCUUGGGAAUUCUUAUUCUUAGCAAUGUUAUCCAUUAUUUGUUAUGAUCCACACAGUUGAUUGUCUUUGCACAGUCAAUAAAACACAGGUAAACAUCCUUCUGGUAUUUUCUGCUUUCAGCCAGGAUCCAUCUGACAUCAGCCAUGAUAUUCCUAGUUCUACAUCCUCUUCUGGAUCUUGCCUGAAUUUUUGGCAGUUCCCUGUUGAUAUACUGCUGCAGCCACUUUUGAAUGAUCUUCAACAAAAUUUUGCUUGUGUGUGACAUUAAUGAUAUUGUUCCAUAAUUUCCACAUUCGAUCUGAUCACCUUUCUUGGGAAUAGGCAUACAUAUGGAUAUCUUCCAGUCAGUUGGUCAGGCAGCUGUGUUCCAAAUUUCUUGGCAUAGAUGAAUGAGCACUUCCAGUGUUGCAUCUGUUUCUUGAAACAUCUCAGUUGGUAUUCGGUCAAUUCCUGGAGCCUUGUUUUUCACCAAUGCCUUCAGUGCAGCUUGAACUUCUUUGUUCAGUACCGUCAGUUCCUGAUCAUAUGCUAUCUCUUGAAAUGGCCAGACUUUGACCAAUUCUUUUUGGUAUAAUGACUCUGUGUAUUCCUUCCAUCUAUCCUUAUUGGUUGGUACCUCCAACAUAAUUUUUGAGUCUAUAUGAUUCCCUUAACAAAUUCUAAGGAGUAAUAAAAGUAACUUUAAAUAUAUUGCAUUCCAGUAUGGAAAUGCUCACAGCUGGAGCACACAGCUCCAGAACCGACUCCAUUUCAGCUACUUAUGACAUCUUGACAUGUGGCUUAGAAAACUUUCAUAGGAGUUUUGGAGCCACUCUGGGCCUGUAGAGACACAGCUAUAUAUCCAUGUAAAAUGCUUAGAUAUGUUUCCCCAUUCAGGAAGUUCUGGAAUUCCCAUUCUUCGCAAUGUUAUCCAUAGUUUGUUAUGAUAUACACAGUCGAAUGCCUUUGCAUAGUAAAUAAAACACAGGUAAACAUCCUUCUGGUAUUCUCUGCUUUCAGCCAGGAUCCAUCUGACAUCAGCAAUGAUAUCCCUGGUUCCGUGUCCUCUUCUGAAACCGGCCUGAAUUUCUGGCAGUUCCCUGUUGAUAUACUGCUGCAGCCAUUUUUGAAUGAUCUUCAGCAAAAUUUUGCUUGCGUGUGAUAGUAAUGAUAUUGUUCUAUAAUUUCCAUAUUCGGUUGGAUCACCUUUCUUGGGAAUAGGCAUAAAUAUGGAUCUCUUCCAGUCAGUUGGCCAGGAAGCUGUCUUCCAUAUUUCUUGGCAUAGACGAGUGAGCACCUCGAGCUCUGCAUCUGUUUGUUGAAACAUCUCAACUUAUAUUCCAUCAAUUCCUGGAGCCUUGUUUUUCGCCAAUGCCUUCAGAGCAGCUUGGACUUCUUCCUUAAGUACCAUCAGUUCCUGAUAGCAUGCCACCUCUUGAAGUGGUUGAACAUCGACUAAUUCUUUUUGGUAUAAUGACUCUGUGUAUUCCUUCCAUCUUCUUUUGAUGGUUCCUGUGCCGUUUAAUAUUUUCCCCAUGGAAUCCUUCACUAUUACAACUCGGGGCUUGAAUUUUUUCCCUCAGUUCUUUAAUUUUGAGAAACGCCGAGUGUGUUCUUUCCUUUUGGUUUUCUAUCUCCCGCCCUUUGCACAUGUUGUUAUAAUACUUUGUCUUCUCGAGAGGCCCUUUGAAAUCUUCUAUUCAGUUCUUUGACUUCAUCAAUUCUUCCUUUUGCUUUAGCUGCUUGACGCUCAAGAGCAAGUUUCAGAGUCUCCUCUGACAUCCAUUUUGGUCUUUUCUUUCUUACCUGUCUUUUCAGUGACCUCUUGCUUUCUUCAUGUAUGAUGUCUUUGAUGUCAUUCCACAACUCAUCUGGUCUUCGGUCACUAGUGUUCAUUGUGUCAAAUCUAUUCUUGAGAUGGUCUGUAAAUUCAGGUGGGAUACACUCAAGGUCAAAUUUUGGCUCUUGUGGACUUGCUCUGAUUUUCUUCAGUUUCAGCUUGUACUUGCACAUGAGCAAUUCAUGGUUUGUUCCACAGUGGCCUUGUUCUGACUGAUGAUAUUGAGCUUUUCCAUCGUCUCUUUGCACAGAUGUAGUCAAUUUGACUUCUGUGUGUUGCAUCUGGCGAGGUCCAUGUGUAUAGUCUCCAUUUAUGUUGGUGAAAGAAGGUAUUUGCAAUGAAGAAGUCGUUGGUCUUGCAAAAUUCUAUCAUUUGAUCUCUGGCUUUGUUUCUAUCACCAAGACCAUAUUUUCCAACUACUGAUCCUUCUUCUUUGUUUCCAACUUUUGGCUUAAAGUCAGGAAAGGUGUGCGUCAGGGUUGUAUUCUUUCACCGUACCUAUUUAAUUUGUAUGCUGAACAAAUAAUACGAGAAGCUGGACUAUAUGAAAAAGAACGGGGCAUCAGGAUUGGAGGAAGACUCAAUAACCUGCAUUAUGCAGAUGACACAACUUUGCUGGCUGAAAGUGAAGAGGACUUGAAGCACUUACUAAUGAAGAUCAAAGACCACAGCCUUCCGUAUGGACUGCACAUCAAUAUAAAAAAACCCAAAAAUCCUCACAACUGGACCAAUGAGCAACAUCAUGAUAAACGGAGAAAAGAUUCAAGUUGUCAAGGAUUUCAUUUUACUUGGACCCACAAUCAACAGCCAUGGAAGCAGCAGUCAAGAAACCAAAAGAUGUAUUACAUUGUGUAAAUCUGCUGCAGAGGAUCUCUUCAAAGUGUUGAAGAGCAAAGAUGUCACCCUGAAGACUAAGGUGCGCCUGACCCAAAAUACCUGACCAAAGCCAUGGUAUUUUCAAUCACAUCAUAUGCAUGUGAAAGCUGGGCAAUGAAUAAGGAAGACCGAAGAAGAGUUGUUGCCUUUGAAUUGUGGUGUUGGUGAAGAAUAUUGAAUAUACUAUGGACUGCCAAAAGAACAAACAAAUCUGCCUUGGAAGAAGUGCGGCCAGAAUGCUCCUUAGAGGCAAGGAUGCCGAGACUGCAUCUUGCAUACUUUGGACAUGUUGUCAGGAGGGAUCAGUCCCUGGAGAAGGACGUCAUGCUUGGCAGAGUACAAGGGUCAGCGGAAAAGAGGAAGACCCUCAACGAGGUGGACUGACACAGUGGCUGCAACAAUGAGCUCAAGCAUAACAAUGAUUGUAAGAAUGGUGCAGGACUGGGUAGUGUUUCAUUCUGUGUUGCAUAGGGCCACUGUGAGACAGAGCCGACUCGACGGCACUGAACAACAGCAACGUUUCCCCAGGGUUUAGCUGCACAAGAUUUUUCCAUGACAGCUUCAGUCAGAGUCAGUGAGUGUCCAGUGCUCACAUGGAACUCUACCUGUUAAUUUAUACAUGUUGACCCUGAGAGGCAAGUGGUGGGCUUAACUUUACUUGAGACAGAAUGCAUUUCUGAGUGUGUAUUGAUUUUUGAAAAAGUGCUAUAAGUUGAUCUUAGAUUUGCUACAAAAUAUAAAAUUCAGCAAGCAACACCUAUUUUGAAUGUAAUACAGUGUACAGAAGAGAACUAUAUCUAGAAACUGUCGCUGCAAUAGGCUUACUACAGAAUCUGAUUACCCCUGAAAUCUCUGCAUGCUCCUCUCUUGAUAGCUUGUGCAGUGGACUCAUAAGAACCGAAUCUGAAAAGAACAAAAGGACUGAUUGUAUUCACAAAGUAUUGUAAGAAUAAAUACAAUACGUUGGUUUUAUAUAAGUAAUUAGUUGACAAAAUAACUACCAAAACUUCUAGAACAGCAUAAACUGUGGAGGACAGAACUAGGAUAAUACAUAUUAUUUAUAGAAAAAGAAACAUUAGCUUUCUGAAAAUCCUUCUGAAAUCUUUAUGCUUCCUAAUUCUAUAUUAUUAGAUAUUUAAAAAUACACCUACUCCUCACUUAUUGACCAUCUUGUUAUCCAACAUUUCUCAUUUAUGACAAUAGUAAAAAGUGUACUAUCUAUUUUGUGCAUUAACGGUGUACAUCUGGCAGUAAUGAAUGCCGAGGUGCAAAGUGAGGGUAACCCUGUCUGUGAUGAUUAAGGUUAUGUGUCAACUUGGCAGGGCCAUGAUUUUCAGUGACUUGGCAGUUAUGUAAUGAUAUAAUUUGGCCAUUAUAUAAUGAUGUAGUCAUCCUCCAUUUUGUGAUCUGAUGUGGUCAUCAUACAUUUCUGUACAAUGCUGAUUUUCACAUAAUGACCUGGUCUUUUGAACCUAACCAUGUCAAUAAGUGAGGAGUGGGUAUAAUAUACAAUAAUUACUUUUAGAACCUGAUAAAAUAUAAAGUUAUUUCUAAGUUGAAAAAGUUCAUACUACACAUCUAGGUAAAACUAUUUAUAAAAGGUUAUAAAUAAAGCAAUAUAUGUUUUUUCCAGCAAACAUAAAUGUGGAUUUCUGAUGACUAAGCACUAAAUAGAAUGUUGUAAUUUUCAGACUAAUGAAAUUACAAUGUGCUAAAAAUAAUCACGUAUCACACACAUGUUCUUCAAAUUGUUGUGCAUGGACAUUUACGUACCACUAGGAAAGGCUGGUAGUUGGAAAAUAUGGCCUUGGUGAUAAAAACAAUGCUGGAAAUCGAAUGAUAAAAUUUUGCAAGACCAAUGACUUCUUCAUUGCAAAUACCUUCUUUCACCAACAUAAAUGGAGACUAUACACAUGGACCUCGCCAGAUGCGACACACAGAAAUCAAAUUGACUACACCUGUGCAAAGAGACGAUGGAAAAGCUCAAUAUCAUCAGUCAGAACAAGGCUGGGGCCGACUAUGGAAGAGACCGUCAAUUGCUCAUAUGGAAGUUCAAACUGAAACUGAAGAAAAUCAGAGCAAGUCCACGAGAGCCAAAAUAUGACCUUGAGUUUAUCCCACCUGAAUUUAGAGAUCAUCUCAAGAAUAGAUUUACGCAUUGAACACUAGUGACUGAAGACCAGAUGAGUUGUGUAACGACAUCAUACAUGAAAAAAGUAAGAGGUCAUUGAAAAGACAGGAAAGAAAAGACCAAAAUGGAUGUCAGAGAAGACUCUGAAACUUGCUCUUGAGCAUCAAACAGCUAAAGCAAAAGGAAGAAUUGAUGAAGUAAAAGAACUGAACAGAAGAUUUCAAAGGGCUUCUGGAGAAGACAAAGUAAAGUAUUAUAAUGACAUGUGCACAGAACUGGAGAUGGAAAACCAAAAGGGAAGAACAUGCUCGGCAUUUCUCAAGCUGAAAAAACUGAGGGAAAAAUUCAAGUCCUGAGUUGCAAUAGUGAAGGAUUCUAUGGGGAAAAUACUAAAUGAUGCAGGAACCAUCAAAAGAAGACAGAAGGAAUACACAGAGUCAUUAUACCAAAAAGAAUUAGUCAAUGUUCAACCAUUUCAAGAGGUAGCAUAUGAUCAGGAACCGAUGGUACUGAAGGAAGAGGUCCAAUCUGCACUGAAGGCAUUGACUAAAAACAACACUCCAGGAAUUGAUGGAAUAUCAAUUGAGAUGUUUCAACAAACAGAUGCAGCAUUGGAGGUGAUCACUCAUCUAUGCCAAGAAAUAUGGAAGAUAGCUUCCCGGCCAACUGACUGGACCCAGCCACAGCUGUCGAGUCAAUUCCGACUCAUAGGAACCCUAUAGGACAGAGUAGGGCUGCCCCAUAGAGUUUCCAAGGAGUGCCUGGCGGAUUCGAACUGGUGACCUCUUGGUUAGCAGCCACAGCACUUAACCACUACGCCAUCAGGGUUUCCACCUGACUGGAAGAGGUCCAUAUUUGUGCCUAUUCCCAAGAAAGGUGAUCCAGUAGAAUGCAGAAAUUAUAGAACAAUAUCAUUAAAAUCACAUGCAAACCAAAUUUUGCUGAAGAUCUUUCAAAAGUGGUUGCAGCAGUAUAUCGACAGGGAACUGCAAGAAAUUCAGGCCGGUUUCAGAAGAGGACGUGGAACCAGGGAUAUCAUUGCUGAUGUCAGAUGGAUCCUGGCUGAAAGCAGAGAAUACCAGAAGGAUGUUUACCUGUGUUUUACUGACUAUGCAAAGGUAUUCGACUGUGUGGAUCAUAACAAAUAAUGGAUAACAUUGCAAAGAAUGGGUAUUCAAGAACACUUAAUUGUGCUCAUGAGGAAACUUUACAUAGAUCAAGAGGCAGUUAUUCGGACAGAACAAGGAGAUAAAACAAGGAGAUAGUAAGUGGUUUAAAGUCAGGAAAGGUGUGCAUCAGGGUUGUAUCCUUUCACCAUACCUAUUCAAUCUGUAUGCUGAGCAAAUAAUCUGAGAAGCUGGACUUUAUGAAGAAGAACAGGGCAUCAGGAUUUCAGAAACACUCAUUUACAACGUUUGUUAUGCAGAUGACACAACUUUGAUUGCUGUAAGUGAAAAGGACUGGAAGCACUUACUGAUGAAGAUCAAAGACCACAGCCUUCAGUGUGGAUUGCACCUCAACAUAAAGAAAACAAAAAUCCUCACAACUGGACCAAUGAGCAACAUCGUGAUAAAUGGAGAAAAGAUUGAAGUUGUCAAGGAUUUCAUUUUACUUGGAUCCACAAUCAACAGCCAUAGAAGCAGUAGUCAAGAAAUCAAAAGAUGCAUUGCAUUGGGCCAAUCUGCUGCAAAGGAGCUCUUUAAAGUGUUGAAAAGUAAAGCUGUCACCUUGAAGACUAAGGUGCGCCUGACCCAAACCAUGGUAUUUUUAAACUCACCAUAUGCAUGUGAAAGCUGGACAAUGAAUAAGGAAGGCUGAAGAAGAAUUGAUGCCUUUGAAUUGCAGUGUUGGGGAAGAAUAUUGAAUACACCAUGGACUGCCAAAAAGGAACAAAUCUCUAUCGGAAGAAGUACAACCAGAAUGCUCCUUAGAAGCAAGGAUGGAGACACUGCGUCGUGUAUAUUUUGGACGUCUUGUCAGAAGGGAUCAGUUCCUGGAUAUGGACACCAUGCUUGGCAAAGUACAGGGUUAGUGGAAAAGAGGAAGACCCUCAACAAGGUGGAUUGACACAGUGGCUGCAACAAUGAGCUAAAGCAUAAGGAUUGUAAAUAUGAUGCAGGACUGGGCAGUGUUUCAUUCUGUUGUGCACAAAGUCCCUGUCAGUUGGAACUGACUCGAUGGCACCUGACAACAACAACAGGAAAGAGUUGAAAUUCAUUAUUUAUGAUUCCAAAAUUUGAAUGUUACUAUCACUUCAGGAAUGAUUAUAACUUCAACAUAAUCCUCCUCAUGAAGAACAAAUAUUUGAAAAACAUAUUAAUUGCAUGCAGUGAGAUUUCAUAUUGAAAAUAAGUUUCAUAUUAAUUUCAAUCAGCCUUAAAGCAGGUCUGUAGCAAGACUGCUAGCUGGAAGAGGUUUUUGUACUGAAACAUCAUAAAUGUGUGUCCUCUUGUGGGGUGGAGAUCACAGCACCUGGGGAGAAGCAGGAGAGAAAGGAGUCAGGAGAGGGCAAGGGAGGGAGAAACAGUCUUAGGGAUUUGAUCCAUUUGGGAAGAGGGAAUGAGGCUGGUGCAGUAGAUCUGUCCCUGGAGCCCUUGGUAUAAGUGCUUCCCUGAGGGGCUUUUAUGAAGGAAGAUGAACAGCCCAGCUGCCCGGCUUCCAACAAGCUGAAGUUGUUGGUGCUGACCUCGUAUCUGUUCCUGAAGACUCAACCUGAAGGAAUUGUGCAAAUUAGACUCUGUGUUUGGGGAUGGUUCCUGCAUCAAAGUAAGGACUGGCUUGGUAUGGUAUUCUCGUACAGGCCAGAGGUGACAGUACUCUUGGAGGAUAUUGAUAUAUGUGGACAAAGAAUGGUAAAAGUCUGAGGCACAUACAUGGUUUGUUACAUAAGAAGUGGGGAGAGUAAGGUCUGGGAAGGGAGCGAGAGGGUGCAGGCUAGCUGUAGGUUGGUAAAUAAAGAGAUACUACCCAAUAAAUAACUAAAACCAAACCCAUUGCAGUCGAGUUGAUUUUGACCCAUAGCGACCCUACAGGACAGAGUAGGACUGCCCCAUAGAGUUUCCAAGGAGCACCUGGUGGAUUCGAACUGCCAACAUUUUGGUUAGCAGCUGUAGCUCUUAACCACUACACUACCAGGGCUUCUGCACACAGGUGCCCUGAUUAUCAGACUGGCCAUAGAAAACGGAAAGCAUAUUGCCUUAGAAGACAGACUCCAUUUGACAAAACAUGAGCAGAGCCCUGAGAACAGCAGGUAUCUGGGCUGGGCUGUCCCAAGUAUGUCGUUGGUGGGGAGGUGGUCAUGGUGUCUUGGGAAGGUUUGAAAAGAAAUUUACAGGGAGAUGGCACCUGAGUAGGGAUUUUUAGAAGGAACUCCUGUUAGAUUAAAGUUGGGAGAACAAUGCCACAGGCAAUUCCCAACCCCUGAGCUCCCUGGCCUUAAUCUCUGAUUCCAAUUAAUAAAAUUUCUCCUGGUUCUCCCUCUCCCUUAACACCUGUCCAUCAUCAGCUUCUGUAAUCUGCCCUCCUCUCAGGCCCUGCCUUUGUUGGUUGCGUCUUUCUUUUUUCUCUUUCCCUUGUCUUGCUCUGGGGAGCAUACCUGCCCCACUCCCCUCUGGUGCCAUCUCACUUGUCUUCCUUUUCUUCCACCUUCUCCGGGAGGAUGGCUACCAUCACUGGAGAGAACUUUCUUACAUAGCGGAGGAAUGCUGGAUGAAGACAGUUCUCUGUCCCAAGGCCAGCUAUCUAGACUCUCUUGAUGGGGACUUCAAUGGAAGAACAAUUUCUACCAGCACUGAGCAUAUGGUAAUAGGAGAUUUUCCUCUCCAGAAGGAAAAAUGAGCGAUACCGAGAGAGAACUGGAGUGAAAGAAAUAAUGUUAUGAACUUAAGGUAUAUCUUAGACACUUUAUGGGGCAGUUUUACUUUGUCAUAUAGGGUCACUAUGACUUGAUAUUGACUUGGUGGCACACAACAACACUUUGAUUAGUUGCAGAUAGUGGAUCUUUUAACUAGAUAGUCACUCAUUCAGGGCACAGAACAGAUCCUUUUUACCAUUGUGUGUUUCUUUUAUUUACAUGUUCAAAGAAAAUGGACAGUAUGGGGUAUGCUAAAAACAUCUGGUGACUUCAGAAAGCAUAUUCAUGGAAAAUCUGUAUUUUUCUCUGUUUCCAUGACCCUGGUGGUCUCUCCAGAUAUGAAUAUCUUAAACCGCACUGGGGUUAGCUACACAGUCUUCCACUUGCUGGGCAUCCCUGGCCUAGAGGACCAGCACAUGUGGAUCUCCAUCCCCUUCUUCGUUUCCUAUGUCAUUGCCCUGCUUGGGAAUAGCCUGCUCAUCUUCAUUAUCCUCACAAGGCGCAGCCUCCACGAACCCAUGUACCUCUUCCUCUGCAUGCUGGCUGGAGCAGACGUUGUCCUCUCCACAUGCACAGUACCUCAGGCCUUGGCCAUCUUCUGGUUCCGUGCUGGGGAGAUAUCCCUGGACCGCUGCAUCACUCAAUUCUUUAUCAUCCACUGCACUUUCAUCUCUGAGUCAGGAAUCUUGCUGGUGAUGGCGUUUGACCGCUACAUUGCCAUUUGCUACCCGCUGAAAUACACUACCAUUCUUACACACGCCCUGAUUGCAAAAAUUGGUGGGACUAUCUUUCUGAGAAGUUAUGGUACAAUUUUCCCCAUAGUAUUUCUUUUGAAAAGAUUGACUUUCUGUCAAAAUAAUAUUAUUCCACAUACCUUUUGUGAACACAUUGGCUUGGCCAAAUAUGCUUGUAAUGAUAUUCGAGUGAAUAUCUGGUAUGGACUUUUUGUUAUAGUAUCAACAGUGGUCUUAGAUGUUUUGCUAAUUUUUGUUUCCUAUGUGCUGAUUCUCUGUGCUGUCUUCUGCAUGCCUUCCCAAGAUGCUCGUCACAAAGCACUUAACACAUGUGGCUCCCAUGUUUGCAUCAUCAUCCUAUUUUAUGGGCCUGCAAUCUUCACAACCCUUACCCAACGGUUUGGACGCUAUAUCCCACCUCAUGUCCACAUUUUGUUGGCUAAUGUCUGCAUUCUUGUUCCACCUAUGCUGAAUCCCGUCAUUUAUGGAAUCAAGACAAAGCAAAUCCGGGAGCAGGUGGCUUAUAUAUUUUUUCCAAAGCAGAAAUAACUUCAAUAUGAACAGCAGGACUUACUUUUCCAUUGUCUAAACACCUGAGAGAGAACUGCCAUUUUUGACUGAGGAAGCUUCCUUUUGUACAGAUCCUGGGGCUGGAUGGACUGAUCUCCACAAGUCAUGUAGCCUUUAUGACUCCAGUCUGCUCUUUGGAUAUGGAUGAAGUGAGAACCAUGCUCUGCCUGGGAAUUUGUGCAGCUAGUCUGCACUGGGAAACACUGGUGGUGUAGUGGUUCAGAGCUACGGCUACUAACUAAAAAAAGACUGGCAGUUCGAAUCCACCAGGUGCUCCUUGGAAACUCCAUGGGGCAGUCGUACU